Oryza sativa Japonica Group (Japanese rice) is the source of this 973-nucleotide messenger RNA. RefSeq lists its product as uncharacterized. The record is from RefSeq and is a predicted model, not a curated record. Lineage: Eukaryota; Viridiplantae; Streptophyta; Magnoliopsida; Poales; Poaceae.
CGGCUGAGCAACACCUACACGGAUCGUCGAAGCUGAAGCUUUCGGUGGUGUUGGGUUCUUCCAUUCUCUGACGGCACGGCAGCAACGACGUCCAUGGAUCAGGAAACUGCAGUUACAAUGAUCUCCCGCUCCAAGGCCAUGCAGCUGCAGCGGCCACGGCGGUGGCGCGACGGCGACGGCGACGGGGAGGAGGGGCCCACGACGGCGGGCGGCGGCGGCGGUGUGGGGUGCAGGUGCCGGUCGUGCGCGGCGGUGAUGCUCGCGGACUGCAUCGCGCUGGGUUGCUGCCCGUGCGCGCUGGUCAGCAUGCUGAGCCUAGCGCUCGUCAAGGCCCCGCUCGCCGUCGGCCGCCGCUGCGUCGGCCGCCUCAGGAGCCGGAGGCGGACGCUGCUGCACAACAAGCGCGUCCGCGACGUCGCCGCCACGUCGGCGGCCGCCGCCGGCGAGAAGAAGGCGAUCGCGAAGCCAGAAGAAGAGCUAGAAGCCGCCGACAUCGUCGCCAACGACGACGACACCGCGUCCGCCGCCGCUGCCACCGCCGGCGCGGGUGCCCCGACCGACGAGGACCUGGCGUGGCUGGAGGAGAUGUACCAGAUGGGUCACUGGGGCUUUGGCCGCGUGUCCAUCUCGGGGAAAACCCCGUGAGAAGCGCGCGCGCCACGCCUCGCCGCGCCGGCGCCGGAUCGGAUCAAGUCCACGCGACGCGCGCCCCGGCGGCGCAAGGCGCGGGAACGGGUCAACGUAGUACGUGCAAAGGUUGCACCACUAUUCGGUUUGAUGUUUUCUCCAGCUGUUUUCGUGUACGAUUGAAUUUGUCGGGGUGCACACGCGCGCCCGUGUGGCCGUGUGCGCUGUGCGUGCGUGUGUGCGCGCCUCGCGCGCGCGUGUGGCUCUGGAAAGCGUGUGCUGCAGCCUUUCGCGCGCACGAAUCUCAAUGUAAAAAAGGUUCCCAACGGAAGCAGUUUCCGAAGUA